AUGAUUUAAAUCAAUACUUUAGAGAUUUAACGCCACGAUUUGAAAAUAAUAUCAGGCAACUAUUAUUCUACUACUACCUACGCGGUAAAUCUCUGUGGGUAUUUGAGUGAAACUAACAAUGCUGGUUUAAAUUAUACUAUGGCACUGAGAAAUACUAUAGGUUAAGAGCAUGAUUAUCCUUAUUAUACGUAUAACAUCUUAGAGGAUAUUGGUAAUCGAGUAGAUAAGCUUGAAAUCAGUCCUUAAGGCACUAAUAAAGAUUUGUUUGUAUAUUUUUACAGCUAGUAAGAUUAUUAUCAUUUCAUAAAGAAUUUUGCUAGUAACGAGAGCAUAAUAGAAUGCGUGAAUGAACCUAUUUUUAUUUUAUAAAUUCACUGCGAAGCAAUAAUAACAGACCCUUAUGUUUAAUAAGAAACUGUAAUUAAUCACUGCACAAGGUAGAUGAUUAUUUCUCUAGGAUUGGGUUGUGCUACAGACAGAUUUGGAGAAUUCUGGUGGUGGUUCGAUAAUAAUGCAGUAGCUUUGAUGCUGCUAAUAGGUAUGAUUGGAAUUUUCUUUUGCUUUUUUGGCUACAAAUACAUAAAUAUCUCUCUGUUUAUCGGUGGGCUUUUCAUACCUGUUUGGAUAAUCUGGAUAUUUUUAUAUUCCGUGCUGAUUAAUGAUAAUUCAAAGACUUGGGUUGGCUGGGUCAUCCUCUUUACAUCUCUUUUAUUCGGAAUGAUAAUUGGAUUUGUUGUCGUGAGACUUAAAAAAUUGGGAUCAUUUAUUAUUGUUUUUUACAGUGGCUUUAUGAUGGGAGUUUUAUUUUAUCUAUGUGGAAUUUACUUAGUAGGUUCAAAUUUAGCAUUUUGGAUCAUAUGUGGUGGCCUUGGUUUAUUGAAGUCAGUAAUUAGCAUACCUCAAAGAUAAAGAUUACUGAUACAUUCCGUUUGUAUGAUUGGAUCGUUCUUGAUACCAGUUGGUAUUGGAUAAGUGAUUCCUGGAUAUCCUAAUCCUUUUAAUCUUGACAUUUAAAGAUAGUACGCUUAUAUUGAUAAGAUUGAUCCUGUAUUCUAUUUUUAUUUUGGAGCAACUAUUAUUCUAUACGCUUGUGGAAUGCUUGUUUAAUAUCCGAUUUAUGCUAUGAACAUGACUAAAAAGAAAAAUUGA
This is a messenger RNA of Stylonychia lemnae, 1149 nucleotides long. The record is from the annotation of a GenBank genome assembly. Lineage: Eukaryota; Ciliophora; Spirotrichea; Sporadotrichida; Oxytrichidae.